CUGGCCCGCCCCUCCCCCCGCCUGCCUUUCCUCCAUGCUCUGGGCUGGGUUGGCCUAGGCCGUCGCUGCCGCCGCCGCCGCUCGUCGCCUUUGUCUGCGCCGCUCCGCGUCCCCGACAGCGCCGUGCGCGGACUCGGGAUUCGUUUUCUUCGGAGGGAGCCGUGGGCGAUGUCUUCUCUUUUUCGCCGCGCGGCGAGGGAGUAGCGCCACGCCGCAAGACAACCUCCGGCGAGCGCCGCAGCCUUCGUAGCCCCGGCCGCCGUCGCCGCCGUCGUCGGAGGGAGGCGCGAGGAGGAGACGCGGGAGAUUGAUUAUUGCGGCAGCGCCGCCGGGCUCGGGCGGCGCGGGGAUCGCGGGGAAGGGAGAUAGCGGGAGCGCCGCCACGGGACAUGGGCAGCCCGCACAUUCCGGGCCGAGGCGCCUUCUCGGCAGGUAUCCGGCCUCCGAUCAUCAACGGCCCGAUGCAUCCGCGGCCACUGGUGGCGCUGCUCGAUGGCCGUGACUGUACGGUGGAGAUGCCCAUCCUCAAGGACGUGGCCACCGUGGCGUUCUGUGACGCCCAGUCAACGCAGGAGAUCCACGAGAAGGUGUUGAACGAGGCGGUGGCGGCGCUGAUGUAUCACACCAUCACGCUGACGCGCGAGGACCUUGAGAAGUUCAAGGCUCUGCGGAUCAUCGUGAGGAUCGGCAGCGGCUAUGACAACGUGGACGUUAAAUCGGCCGCAGAGCUCGGAAUCGCGGUGAGCAUCGUGCCGGGAGCGUGCGUGGAGGAGACUGCCGACUCGACACUGUCGCACGUCCUCAACCUGUACCGGCGCACUGCCUGGCUGCACCAGAACCUGCGCGAAGGCACACGCGUCGCGUCCGUCGAGCAGGUGCGCGAGAUGGCAUCUGGCGCCGCGCGCAUCCGCGGGGAGACGCUUGGCAUCAUCGGCUUUGGCCGCGUGGGGCAGGCUGUGGCGCUGCGCGCGCGCGCCUUUGGCUUCAGCGUGAUGUUCUACGACCCGUACCUCGCCGACGGGGUCGAACGCUCCCUGGGCAUCCAGAGGGUGGCCACCCUACAGGACCUCUUGUACAACAGCGACUGCGUGAGCCUCCACUGCAGCCUCAACGAGCACAACCACCACCUCAUCAACGACUUCACCAUCAAGCAGAUGCGGCAGGGCGCGUUCCUGGUGAACACAGCGCGCGGGGGGCUGGUGGACGAGAAGGCGUUGGCGCUCGCGCUCAAGGAGGGCCGCAUCCGGGGAGCGGCACUCGACGUGCACGAGAUGGAGCCCUACAGCGUGAACCAGGGUCCCCUGAAGGAUGCCCCCAAUCUGCUGUGCACGCCCCACACGGCCUGGUACAGCGAGCAGGCCUCCCUGGAGAUGCGUGAGGAAGCUGCAAAGGAGGUCCGCCGGGCCAUCACCGGACGCAUCCCUGAUGCCCUCAAGAACUGUGUGAACAAGGAGUUUUUCCCGACGGCGGCGUCGCACUGGGCCCCCAUGGACCCCGGCGCUGUGCACCCCGAACUCAACGGGGCCGCGUACAGGUUUCCGGGCAGCAUGGUGGGCAUGCCCGGCGGUGUGGAUGGAAUGAUGCCCAUCACGCACGGGCUGGCGCCCGUGGUGGCGCACCCUCCGCACACCCCCUCGCCCGGCCUUGGGAAGACUGAGGCGGAGAGAGACGGGAUGGGGGGCGGCGGCGGACCCCACAACCCCAUGGGCCGCGACGGCGCAGACGACGGCCGGGGGAAAUAGCCCCCCCGCCCUCCACUCCCCUAGUCGGCCGGGGGUCCCCUCCCUCUGCUGCCCAACAAGGUGGUGCCGCGGGUGGGAGGAAGGGGGUGUAGGGCUGGCCGGGGGGGGGCAGUGGGUGCAUGCGUGUGGGUGAGGGGGGGGGCCGUGAGCAGAGCCGGACGCGUCCCGGCGUGCGCGCGCGCGUCCGUGUGUGUGUGUGCGCGCGUGUGUGUGUGUGUGUGCGCGUGCGUAUCCGUGCCCGUCGAGAGAGCGCGCAGUAAUGCACGUCACGUCCCGUGCGUCCGUUUUAACCCUUCCGCUGGCCACGCAGAGCCGGCAUGGCGUGAUGAAUGUCCACGUUUGGCUAAACGUAGAUGGAACCGCGUCCUGUCCUCGUUUCAUCACAGAACAAUCGAGGAGACGGCGGAGGCGGCGGCGCGCUCUCUCCGAAUCCCCGCGUGUGCCGGAGUAGAGAGGCCGUGUUGUUUACUGCCGCUUGUUGAGGCGCGAGGCCCUCGGCUCUGGGUUUCCCCGGCAACAGAACAGCGCUGAUGUGUAAACCAGUCAAACAACACGAGGACGUUUAUAAAAAAAACACUUUAUACA
This is a messenger RNA of Lethenteron reissneri (Far Eastern brook lamprey), 2327 nucleotides long. It is a transcript of the gene CTBP1, whose product is annotated as C-terminal binding protein 1. Gene Ontology annotation, molecular function: transcription coactivator activity; NAD binding; oxidoreductase activity, acting on the CH-OH group of donors, NAD or NADP as acceptor. The record is from RefSeq and is a predicted model, not a curated record. NCBI's taxonomy places the organism in Eukaryota, Metazoa, Chordata, Hyperoartia, Petromyzontiformes, Petromyzontidae. Gene Ontology annotation, biological process: regulation of transcription by RNA polymerase II. Gene Ontology annotation, cellular component: nucleus.